Molecule: messenger RNA, 657 nt
Organism: Penicillium waksmanii
Lineage: Eukaryota; Fungi; Ascomycota; Eurotiomycetes; Eurotiales; Aspergillaceae
Exons: 3
Coding region: 1-657 (218 amino acids)
Source: RefSeq, a predicted model, not a curated record
AUGGAAGUGAAUGCUAGUCCCAUUUUGCAGGUCGUUUGGGAGAUUGUUGGUGAGACGAACAACGACCUCGUCACCCCAAUCUGGAUUUUCAUUCAUUCCAUGAUGCGGACCUCCUUUGGGCUGCAAUUGCUUUUAUUGGGCUUUGCAGUGUCAGCGAAACAUAUUUCAUCGCGAUCCUCCCCAUCGGAAUCGUAUAGCCUAUAUGCCUUUGGUGACAGCAUUGGAGGAUUUCCGAUGUACUACGCUGACGGUGAUGCUGUGGUUGGAAAUAAGGCUCCCUGGAAUGCAACUAAUGUUGGUCAAGUUUCCUUUACGCCUGGUGAGUCCGGCCCUAUGGUAGGCAAUCCAGCUUCCAACUCAACCGGGGCGAAUGGUACGAGCCAGCCCGCUUUUCAAAAUCAACAAUGCUUUGUUCGCCGCCCAGACUCGAGCGAUCACCAAGUUGGCUUUACCCAGAAUGCCACGUCAAACCAAGUCCCAUCAAAUUUCAUUUGGUACGGACAUUUUCUACUCGUUGAGAAUGACGGUGGAGAAUAUACAUCGCGUUUCUACGUGAAGAAGACCGAACAAGAGGAUGUAUUCAACAUUACAGAUGACGAUGAUGAGGAUGACUUCAUCUUAAUCUCUAUGAGGGGUCUACCUCCCCAUAAUGCUUGA